Molecule: messenger RNA, 2880 nt
Organism: Sphaeramia orbicularis (orbiculate cardinalfish)
Lineage: Eukaryota; Metazoa; Chordata; Actinopteri; Kurtiformes; Apogonidae
Gene: casp10
Product: caspase 10, apoptosis-related cysteine peptidase
Exons: 13
Coding region: 159-1826 (555 amino acids)
Biological process (GO): proteolysis; regulation of apoptotic process
Molecular function (GO): cysteine-type endopeptidase activity; protein binding
Source: RefSeq, a predicted model, not a curated record
UCUGGAUCAGAAAAAAUAAGCUGCUUCCGAGUUGCGAAGUCUCUAAAAAGUUUUUUUUUGUGGGUUUAAGUACUUUUUCCCCCUCACUACCGUUUAUUUAAAGGCUGCUUCCUGCACUACUGUGAUUAUGUUGAAGUGGAUUCGACUCUAAACAGUAAAUGGAUUUCCAAAGGCUGCUACUCCAGGUAGGGAAGGCUCUGAGGAGGGAUGAGGUGAGAGCCAUGGUGUUUCUUUGCACUGACCACCUGAACCGGAACCUGACCUCGGUGGAUUCGUCCAAUGAUCUCUUCUCUUGUCUGGUGGAUGAAGGCCUCCUGUCACAGGAGAGUCCAGACCUGCUGGUGGAACUGCUCACCACCAUCCAGAGGACACGCCUUCUCCGUGAACUUAGGCUCACUGAGCGAGCAUCUAUGACUGCAGAUCUUAUCUCUCCUUACAGGAAGCUUCUCUACAACCUGUCUGAGUCUCUAACUGAGGAGGACCUGAGAAACAUCAAGUUCUUAUUAAAAGACGACCUCCCACGUAGGAAACUGGAGGAGAAUGUUACAACACUGGAAGUCUUCAUGGAGAUGGAGCACCAGGACCUCCUUGGUGACACAAAUCUAGACUUACUGCAGCGCAUAAUUGAGUCGGUCUGUCCCAUGUUGAAGGAAAAGAUCAUCUGCUGUAAAGAACAGCAGGCAAUUUACAUCAGCUCUACAGUCCAACAGAUGAGGCGCCCAAGAUCAAUGUCAUGUCCUUCAGAUCAAACCCAGGAUAAGAUCCCAAAAAUGUUAGUUUGUGGAAGGAGUGCAUCAAAUGAAAUGUCAGAGCUGCCGCCCUUGUCCAAGAUGGCUCUGAAUUCCUCCAACACCUCUGUGGACUUCACUAGUAGAUUCAAUUCUGGAGACUCUGGAGUCUUUUCACAUGAACUCAGUGACUUAAGCAGCUGCGCCUCUUCCAAAGACGAGAGUGAUACUUUUGGAGUGUCUCCAGAAGACAGGACCUCGAAAGACCAAACCUUCACAAAAGUACAGUUGGAAGCCGUAGUCACAAUGAGUGAGGGUUUGGGGACGUAUCCCAUGACUGGAGUAAAAAGAGGCAUCUGCUUGAUAAUAAACAACUACGACUUCUCCAACUCUAUAGAAAGUCUGAAGAUGCGUGAGGGCACGAAGUAUGACUUAAGUUCCCUGGGGGUGGUGUUUGAGUGGCUGGGGUUUGACAUAGAAGUACACAACAACUGCACCAGAGAGCAGAUGCUGACGGUGGUGAGGCAGCUCAGCAGCAGAGACCACAGUCAGAUGGACUGUGUGGUCUGCUGCAUCCUCAGUCAUGGCCUGGAGGGCGGCGUUUACGGCGUGGACGGCCGUCCGGUCAAACUCAUGGAACUAACAGAGCCUUUUAAUGGAUCUCGGUGCCCUUCUUUGGUAGAAAAACCAAAGCUGUUUUUCAUCCAGGCUUGCCAGGGCACCAUUGAGCAGAAAGCUGUUGUCAUCCAGACCGAUGGUCCUGAACCCACGAUGGUUUGUUGCGAUGCUGUCCAGAUCAGAGAGUCGAUUCCGUGUGAUGCAGAUUUCCUGCAGGCAUUGGCCACAGUUCCAUCUUUCGUCUCUUAUAGGGAGAGGACACAUGGCACAUGGUUUAUUCAGACACUGUGUCAAAACCUUGUCCAGAUGGUUCCCAGGGGGUACGACCUUGUUUCAAUCCUGACCAAAGUGAAUGCAGACGUCAGUCAAAGGACCGAUUCCAAGGGCGAAAAGAAGCAGAUGCCUCAACCAGCUUUCUCACUCAGGAAGAAAGUCAUCUUUCCGAUCCCUACAGCCCGUCCUCCCAGCCUGCUGCACUGACGACACCAAAAAAUAGGAUGUAAUUUACUGAAUGUGUGUGAAUAGAAAUGGAGAAUUUUAUGUCAGACAUAUCAUGAUUUUAAACGAUUUUUAUGUCUGUCCUUCACGUCCAAUUGAUCGACGAGUAACUGUGAAUAAUGCAACAUUCUUUUCACAUUUGGAUCAUUUUUCAAUCAAUCAAUCAUUCAAUUUUUAUUUGUAAAACACUUUACAACAACCAAAGCUGACCAAAGUGCUGUACAACAGAAGAAUAAAGAUAAAAGCAUCACAAAUAUCAAUAACAACAAUACAGUGCAUUCUCCUAUUAAAACAAAGUACCACAGCACUAAAAGGCCAUUCUGAACAGAUAGGUUUUAAGUUUUGCUCUAAAAGUGGGCCAGUCUGUGAUACUACGUAACUCAAGGGGAAGAGAGUUCCAUAGAGUUGGAGUAGCCACAGCAAAGGCACAGUCACCCCACUGUUUGCACCUGGACCAUGGGACGUCCAGGAGAUGUUGCCCCACAGAAGGCAGGGCUCUGCUGGUGUAAUGACAGAGUCUCACAGAGAUACGCAGGUACAAGACCAUGAAUGGAACUGCAAACAAAACAGGAGUUGAAUCCAGAACUGCACCAGGAGCCAAUGGAGGGAGUAUAGAACAGAUGUGGUGUCAUGUUUACGUGUGUUUGUGCGGAGACUGGGAGCAGCAUUCUGUACGAGUUUUUGUUUUUAUUUUCCAAGUACUGUAUUUUUAGAUUACAUUCAAUAAUGUAUUGAUACUUUUUAAACUAUCCUAUUGAGUAACUAAAAAGAAAACUUGAAAAACUAUCUCCAUUGUAUUUUUGUGAAUAUAUUGUUAAAACUGAGAUUUCUUCUGUCUGGCCUGUAUGUCAGUUGAAAAUAAAUGUCAACCUAAUAAUUUACUUAAUAAUUUACAUGUGCAAAUGAAGUCAUACUUUGUUUUUAUGUAUAUGUAUAGGUUUUUGUUUUUUGUUUUGUUUUCGUAUAAUCUGUUUCAUGUGUAAGGACUACGUAGGAUUACUUUGUUUUAUUGCAUAUUCGAAAUAAAACAAACUAA